AAUGUCAGCAGCAGGAAGGGAGGUGCUAUAAAAAGGGACAGCCGUCAGUUGGCCAGCCAGAGUAGAUCCCAAAGUCACCUAGCGGAAGGACCCCCCUGAGGAUAACGCAGCGUCUCGACUAAAUCCUUUCGAAAACUUUUUACCCCCCCGUGAGGUCGCACAUUAAAUCGCCCUCAUGGACGUCCAGAGGACCGGAUCGUUGCUUCGCCCUCCGAGCCCCAUGGACAGCCUGGAGAAACAACUGAGCUGCCCCAUCUGCCUUGAAAUGUUCACCAAGCCGGUGGUCAUCCUGCCCUGCCAGCACAACCUGUGCCGCAGCUGCGCCAGCGACCUCUACGACUCGCGCAACCCCUACCGCUUCUCCGGCGGCGUCUUCCGCUGCCCCACCUGCAGGUUCGAGGUGGUGCUGGACCGCCACGGCGUGCACGGGCUCCAGCGCAACCUGCUGGUGGAGAACAUCAUCGACAUCUACAAGCAGCAGCAAGAAGUGACCGGCGGCGGCGGCAAUACGGAAAGCUCCCUCAAGCCCAAAGAGUCCAAGGAGCCCAAAUGCCAGGAGCACGAAGACGAGAGAAUCAACAUUUACUGCAAAACCUGCCAGACCCCGACCUGCUCCAUGUGCAAAGUGUUUGGCCUGCACAAGGACUGCGAAGUGGCGCCCCUGGAGAGCGUCUUUCAGAGCCAGAAGACCGAACUGAGCAACGCCAUCGACGGCCUGGUGGCCAGCAACAGCCGCCUGCAGUCUCUGCUCAUCCAGAUGGAAGACGCCUGCCGCGUCGUCCAGGAAAACGCCCAGCGCGCCAAGCAAGGCCUGGCCGAGCGCUUCGACCUGCUCUACGCCGUCCUGGAGGAGCGAAAGACCGUCCUCCUGGAGCAGAUCGGCAAGGAGCAAGACCAGAAGGUGGCCACGCUGCGGGCGCUGUCCCAGCGUUACGGCGAGCGACUCCAAGCCAGCACCGACCUGACCGACUCGGCCGUCAGGGCCCUGGAGCAGAGCGGCGCCGCCGAGUUCCUGGUGGCGGCCAAGGGCCUCAUCACGCAGACCAAAGACGCGGCCAAAGGCUCGGCGGGCGAAGAGCGCCCCGAGCCCGGUUUCGAGAAGAUGGAUCAUUUCGCCGUGUCGACGGAGCACGUGGAAGCGCUGCUGGCCAAGAUGGACUUUGGCUCCGACGACGAUGAUGAUUUCGACGAUGCCGAGGAAGAGGAGGAAUGAUGGACAAUGACGUUCUGACAAGAGUACGGCGGGCAGGGACCGGGGCCAUGUUCACAAAGUGGCGGGAGGGGUGAGAUGGGUCGGGCUCGCGUCACUCGCCAGUACUUUCAGUGCAAUAUUUAACAGCAAUGUGGAAUACAUUCACUUUCCUUUUUAUACUUUUGUACUUGGAACCACUUGAAUGUUGGAUAAGAGCAGAUGUCAACCAAGCAAUGUCAAAGAUUUUCUUUCAAAUGUAGCUGAUGCUUAGAGACAUUUGCCACUUUGCUUGACUUACUUGGAACCCCAAAUAAAGCUGCAUGAUAUGAAAUUG
This is a messenger RNA of Syngnathus acus (greater pipefish), 1526 nucleotides long. It is a transcript of the gene trim63b, whose product is annotated as tripartite motif containing 63b. Lineage: Eukaryota; Metazoa; Chordata; Actinopteri; Syngnathiformes; Syngnathidae. Gene Ontology annotation, molecular function: zinc ion binding. Bases 176 to 1213 code for a protein of 345 amino acids. The record is from RefSeq and is a predicted model, not a curated record. The transcript has a single exon.